AUGGCAUACCCUUUUCAACUAGGCUUUCAAGAUGCCUCAUCCCCCAUUAUAGAGGAGCUCCUCCACUUCCAUGACCAUACGCUCAUAAUCGUCUUCUUAAUUAGCUCCCUGGUCCUUUAUAUUAUUUCACUUAUAUUAACUACAAAACUUACGCACACAAGUACGAUAGACGCUCAAGAAGUAGAGACUAUCUGAACUAUUCUUCCAGCUAUUAUUCUGAUUAUAAUUGCCCUCCCCUCUCUGCGAAUCCUAUAUAUAAUGGACGAAAUCAACAACCCCUCCUUAACAGUAAAAACAAUAGGUCAUCAAUGGUAUUGAAGCUAUGAAUAUACAGACUAUGAAGAUCUAAGCUUUGACUCUUAUAUAAUCCCUACAUCUGAUCUUAACCCUGGCGACUUACGACUUCUGGAAGUUGAUAAUCGAGUUGUUCUUCCAAUAGAACUUCCAAUCCGUAUGUUAAUCUCUUCAGAAGAUGUACUUCACUCUUGAGCUGUACCAUCCCUAGGACUAAAAACAGACGCUAUUCCUGGACGUUUAAAUCAAGCUACUCUCAUUUCCACACGACCAGGACUCUUCUACGGCCAAUGUUCAGAAAUCUGUGGCUCAAACCAUAGUUUUAUGCCUAUUGUUCUUGAGAUAGUUCCACUUAAACACUUCGAGAGCUGAUCCUUAUCCAUGAUCUAG
Messenger RNA from Lepus europaeus (European hare), 684 nucleotides. The record is from the annotation of a RefSeq genome assembly. Lineage: Eukaryota; Metazoa; Chordata; Mammalia; Lagomorpha; Leporidae.